This is a messenger RNA of Aspergillus versicolor CBS 583.65, 1205 nucleotides long. Its product is annotated as Zn(II)2Cys6 transcription factor. The transcript is spliced from 3 exons. The record is from RefSeq and is a predicted model, not a curated record. The coding region runs from base 6 to 1190 and encodes 394 amino acids. NCBI's taxonomy places the organism in Eukaryota, Fungi, Ascomycota, Eurotiomycetes, Eurotiales, Aspergillaceae. Gene Ontology annotation, cellular component: chromatin. Gene Ontology annotation, biological process: regulation of transcription by RNA polymerase II; DNA-templated transcription. Gene Ontology annotation, molecular function: zinc ion binding; RNA polymerase II cis-regulatory region sequence-specific DNA binding; DNA-binding transcription factor activity, RNA polymerase II-specific.
GCAAAAUGUCUCGACGCUCAGAUAAUUCCGCUGCUCAUCCCUUUCAGUGCAGUCAUCCAGGAUGCAGUGCGGCCUACCAACGCAAAGAACACCUAAACCGGCACUUGGCCCAUCACAGUCAAGGGGCCCGUUCAUCCUGUCCUUACUGUGACAGCACCCUAGCUAGAAGCGAUCUUCUCCGCCGCCAUAUAAAGAACUACCACCCGGAAAAGCAGGCCCCGCCGUCUCGCGCCCAAAAGGCCUGCAGCGCCUGCCAUGCUCGAAAGGAACGAUGCGAUGGCGGAUACCCAUGUAGUCGUUGCCAGCGGCGGGGGGUUACCUGCUCGUAUACUCGCUUAGAGACUGCUUGUGAGAGACAAGCGGACUUCAGCGCGGAUUUAACCGCGUCAGUUCCCAGCUCUUCACGCUGGAUUGCUCAGGAUUAUAUCGAUAUUUACUUCGACGAGUUUCACCCCAUCUGGCCAUUUCUGUUUCGAGCCACAUUCAAGCCAUCGGAGGAGCCUUGUGUGCUACUGCAGUCAAUGGCCAUGAUGGGGCUUUGGAUAAAGGGGUUUGUCAAUUGUCAUUAUACCCUAACACGAAGUAAACUUGCUGAUGGCUGUAUGAAGUCUCAAUGGUAUAUGCCCGAAACAGUGAGCCCCGACGAGCACACGCCCUGGCCCAUACCGACAUACCAAAGCAUUCUUCUCCAACUUAUAUUCGCUCUUCUUAUAGCGAAGCAAGAGAGCACUCUUGAUCUGAAUCUUCGCUUUCAGCUCCCAGACGAAAAAUACAAACUCCUCACUUCCCUUGUGGAGACCUGCCGGCAGGUCGGGUUGUUCAACUACCCAAAUAUGCUGGCCAGAUUCCAUCCUUCUGCCCCCAUCGCGCUUAUCUGGGUGAGUGUCGAGGAAAUUAAGCGAUUUGGAUUAGCAUUAUACAAACUGUGCCGAAUGUGUACUCGCACCAGUUUGGCAGACAAAGGUGGCAGCAGCCGUGGUUUGAGGAGCGAGCUUCUCACCCUGGCGGACUUGGACUUUUGCAUGCCGGACAGCGACGAAAUAUGGAACGCCCCUCCAAGUAGUGGUACUGAAUGGUUCCGAAGUACUGCCUUGCAGCAGAGCUGCAGGGAUAAUCGGGACCCAGACGGGUGGAUAUCGCAGACAGCGGUGAAGUUGCAUGAUGAGCACGUUGGGCUUGACUGGAUAUAACUAUAUAAAGUUCUA